This is a messenger RNA of Cydia pomonella (codling moth), 3173 nucleotides long. RefSeq names its product checkpoint protein HUS1 (gene Hus1-like). The transcript is spliced from 7 exons. Bases 1917 to 3047 code for a protein of 376 amino acids. Gene Ontology annotation, cellular component: nucleolus; site of double-strand break; checkpoint clamp complex. Lineage: Eukaryota; Metazoa; Arthropoda; Insecta; Lepidoptera; Tortricidae. Gene Ontology annotation, biological process: telomere maintenance; meiotic DNA integrity checkpoint signaling; mitotic intra-S DNA damage checkpoint signaling. The record is from RefSeq and is a predicted model, not a curated record.
CCCGUCUCGCCCUGGGUUGUUUUAUUAUGGCCAAUGCAUUUCACAUUUCAUUGUGGGAUGAGACGUGAGAUCCUUAUUGAGGUGUGUACAGGUAGGUUAUUAAGAUCAGACACCUACCCACGAUUUAAACGAAGAAGAACUUUUAGGUGCCAUACUAAUUUACAUUUUUGAAUAUUUAAUAAGUUUAUAAAAAAAAUACGUCAAUAUCAGGAUAAAUUUUAAGUCCAAGGGGACUGUUAAUGAGUGGUUAGUGAUGAGGAGUGUUGGGCAUUCAAGUCAAGAAUAAAAUAAUUGUGAAUUCGUAAGAAUAAAAAUCAUGUCGAUUUUAUUCCCGUCAAAAUUAUUCCAAUAAUGUUGGUCGGAACGGGUAUAAUUCGUAUGGGAUAAAAUUGAAUGAGAAUAACUUAUUCUUAAUCAAAUAAGUAUAAUGAUGAUUUUUUAUUCUAAAUAAUAUUCCUAUAAAUAAAAACGUAGUCUGGGUACUGUAUAAGAUAGGUAUUACGUAUAGGUAGAGGUAAUAGUAGUCUGUUGUCUAAUUUAUACCUAUUAUUAAGGGAAAUCGACCUCUUUAGCAGCGUUCACUUUAAUAAAUGAUAUAUUGAGUUACAUGAACCAGAGUUUGCCAGUAACUGCGGUCUUUUUUGACUGAGCCGGGCUUUUGAUUUUGUCUGUCACGCACGAAACCUUGCUAGCAAAAUGUGAACUCUACGGCAUACGAGGAGUCGUUAAUGAUUGGCUCAGAGAUAUUUUCAUGCCAGGACUCAGUUUAUGAAGGUAUUACAAAUUGAUUCUAACAAAACAGUAACUGCUUAUCAAUCGUCUACUAAACUUAACAGUGUGGGAGUGCCUCAGGGGAGUAUUUUAGGACCCUUACUGUUCCUACUGUACAUUAACGAUUUACCAAAUGUAACGAGGUUCAAAUGUACUCUCUUCGCAGAUGACCUGUCCGUCGUCAUCCCUUGUCGUGGUCGUGACCCUAGGACAUAUGACAAUGACACAAUCAAAUAAUUUGAAUGUUAAUUUAUAAAAGACAACAUUCAUCCAGUUUGUAAAUAGGAAUGCUCUCAAACAACCUCUCACAGUUACUUUUUUAAAUCAAAUUGUAUCGGAGUCCCAUCAGACUAACUUUUUAGGUAUACGCGUGGAUGAUACUUUAUCCUGGAAUGAACAUAAUUAUUACAGUACAUUGUAGUAAUUAAAGAAAAUGUAUAAUGUAUAUGGAAAUAAUUUUCUGGAUUAUAUUUCAUUCAUUCAUUCAAAGACCCGAGUUUGCAAUAUUCUUACCCCCGGAGUUGCACACAAUGCUUUUCAUCACACUUGCGAAGAAAAAUCAUUCUAUGACAGGUUAGUAGGCAUCAAAGGUACAGACUUAUCCGGCAUUUAGCCACGAUUGAAAAUUCUGUAAAAAUAUUUUAAACGGCUAUUACAUUCAUCAAAUUACAUAUUUUAUAACAAAAACAAUAAAAAUAAACUAUAAACGUCUGUACUUAUUUUAAAAGUAAAACUCAUUUAUACCUACUUGGUUCGUAUGAAUAAGUGACACAAUCAAAAAUAAAAGCUAUAACUCCCUAGGAAGUUAUAGCUUUUUUUUCACAAUCCAUAACUCACGCGGCAACAAUAUACGCCUUUGUCUUUCAGUACACCUGCAUGAAAUAAGAUCUCUUUCAAGCAAGUGUGAUUAAAAUAAAGUAUGCAGUAAAGAGACUGUAAUACAGGCGUAUCGCGGCUAUGUUUGCUCUGUACUUACGAGAGCGGUUUAAGAAGUCAGUGACUAUGUAAAACAAAAAUCAUUUGAACAUAUAAACUUUUUAAUUACAAUUCUGAACUCCUUGGUAGCUGGCAGUUUUUUUUUAAAGGCGGGGCAAUAAAAAAGUUGUUGAGGCAUAUGUCAAAUACGUUCGGAAAAUUGUUGGAAAAUGGAGAAAAGCGAAUUUCGUGUGUUAAUUAAACAUUACUUUUUACGUGGAAACACUAUUAAAGAGACUGAAAACUGUUUCAAAAAUAUUAUGGGGAAUCUGCUCCUUCUCAUGAAAUGGGCAAAUCAUAUGGAAAAAUUCACACGGCAACUAGAUUUGCAAGGGCAGACUCCAACCAAAACCUUUAUAAGUUAUAGUUGGGUCGAUAAAACCAAGUGCAAGUCGGACUCGCGCACGAAGGAUUCCGUACCAUCACGCAAAAAAGAUCACGUUUGUUAUAUACCGUGCGAAGUGCAUGGUGGGGAUAUAGUUAGCACAAUAUCAAAGCUUUCUAAAGAAUGUGUUGCAAGAAUAGCCGAUGAUCAACUUUAUUUCAUUGUCAGCGAUGAAAACUGUGGCCCCGCGCCACCAAUAUUAUGGUGUGAAAUUCCACAAGCUAUGUUUUUUUCUGAGUACCAAAUGGUGGGUUUAGAUGAAGAUCACAAGGAUAUAUACUUAGAAUUCACUUCUGCAAAUUUAGCAAGGUCUCUGCAAACCUUGAAAAGUGCAAAGGCUUUUAAAAUGAAACUGACAAAGAAGCAAUGCCCAUGCCUUACAUUAGAAAUUGAAGUGCCAUCAUCAACAUCACAGCAGACCCGGCAAGUUACUCAUGACAUACCUGUCAAGGUCAUCCCAAGGAAGUCGUGGUCAGAUUUCCAAGAACCAAAGAUACCCAAACCAGAUAUAUCAAUAGAACUGCCAGCGCUCAAGCAGCUGCGUACCACAAUAGACCGCAUGAGGACUAUGGCUGCUGAAGUAAUGAUACGAGCCUCCGCUGAGGGCCGAUUGACAUUACAGAUUAAGACAGAUACUAGCAAAGUGUCCACUAGAUUCAAGGACUUGAGGGUGGAGGCGUUUGAGGGUCCCAUAGAGCAUUCCGACUCUGAAACUGAAACGCAAGCAAACGAAGACAUGUCCCACAUCUGCUAUUGCCGUGUAGAUGCUAAGAAGUUAUCCAUGUUCCUGAGUGCAGACCAAAUCUCACAUAACAGGACCGUGUGCAGUAUAGUCCAUAAGAAAUUAGUAAUUCUAUGUCUGCAGACAGAAGAAAAUGUCAAGUUGCAGUGCUUUAUCACUGGUAUUGUAUUUUAAGACUAAUAGUUGCUAAUAGGUUAACCUUUUGACCUGACUGAAAAAAGGGUUAUGUUUUGGACACUGCGCCUGGCCGUGGGACCCAUUACAAAAAAUAUUUGUUAUAAAAUAAAACAUUGAAGACAU